AUGUCCUUUCCACACAUGCAGCGUUUUAACGAUUUGGACAAUGAGUUUCAUUUGGCCGAUAGGGACAGAGACAAUCUUCUCAACCCUGGAGAAGCAAAAGCUUAUUUUGAUCAAUUCCAAUUGCCGCUACCUGUGAUGAAAUUUAUUUGGACUUCAGCCAAAACUAGCCAGGCACCAGGACUCACAGUUGAUGAAUUUAAACAUGCCAUGUCUUUGAUUCGUCAGGAACUGACAAAUCCAGGAAGUUUGCCUGUCGGAAGUGGUGGUUCUCCUGCCAAUUUUCAUCCUCCACAAUCGCCUGGAUUUGAUUACAGUAUCAAACAAGAGGAACGGGAUCAGUAUGAAACCAACUUUUCAAAUUUAGCACGAGGAAAAUACACAAUUCCCUAUGAUGAGUGUAUGAAUUUCUUUUCAAAGGCAGGUCUUCCAAACGACAUCCUCAACACUAUUUUCCAAUUGGCUGACUUUGAAAGAAACAAGGUAUUGGACAAGGAUGAAUUUGUCAUUGCCAUGCACUUGGUACGAUUGAAGAGAAAGAUGCCUAAUAUUCCAAUUCCUAUGCAACUACCACCCGUGUUGAUUCCGCCUUCUAAACAAUCGUUGGUUGGUGCAGGUACGCCUUCCGGAAUGUCCAGCCCACCAUUAAGACCAAGAAGUGAAUCAACCACAAGUAUGGAUAGUAUUAAUAAUGGACCUCCUACUCUUGUGCCAUCAUCAGGAACACUCGGUUUUGGAGGACCACCACCUCUCGGAAUGAGUAACAAUUUUGGAGGAAGCUUUAGUGGCCCACCUCCACUUUCCAAUAACUUUGGUAGUCCAAAUAUGAUGGGAGGAUCAUCGGGACCAGUUACUGUGGGCCCAGUUAGAGAUUUGGAAAAUCAAGUGAACAGAGUUUUAGAUGAAACUAGAAUGAUCAAUCAACAAAUGUUCCCAUUGCGUCAAUCGGUUGAACAAAAUGAUUUGAGACUGAACAGCUUGAGAGAAAGAAAGGCUGAUUUGGAAAAUGAUUUGAACCAAGUUCGUCAAGAGUUUGAAAAUUUAAAGAUGCAAAACCAAGCAAAGUCUGAAGAGAUUGCACAACUCGAGUCACAAAGUUUCAGAUUAGAGCAAGAAAGAUUAGAAUUCCAAAACCAAAUUCAAAGAGUCAAACAGGAAGUGAUGAGAUUGGAGCAGAUUUAUGAGAAAGCCAACCUUUCAUACCAAAGUGCUAGUGGCAUUGUUGAAACUUUGAGAUCUGAGUUGGAACAAAAUUUGAACGAGCUUGUCAAACACAAGGAUGAGUUAUUGAGACUUAAAAACUCCAAUCAACAAGGAGAUGAAUUUGCACAUGGUGUUGAACAAGAAAUUACUAAUGCAAAGAAUGAGUUACAAGCUGUUCGAGAACAACUGCAACAAGCUAGAAUGAUUAACGAGGAGUUACAAACUAAGGUCAGAAACUUACAACUUCAAAAGCAAGAUAUCGAACAAUCUACAUUUAACACAAAGACUGAACUUAGUGGACUUAUUUCACAAAAUGAGGAUCUUAAAAAUCAACUUUCGAGAUGCCAACAAGAUUUGGAGAAUCAAAAACAAAAGUCUGUUCCUAAUGCCAAGCUGGUAAAGUUGACUGGAUUAAUCAAAAAGAUUCAAGAAUACAUUCAUGACUUUGACUCAGCUCUUGGAGAAGAAUUCCCUAAUCAACCUGCAAGCGAAUUGAAGGUUGUUCCACCUGUCACUGCCAAAGUUGCUUCACCAGUUACCACUCCUUCUCAACCAAAACCUACUGUACCUCUAUCGAACUCAUCUUUCGGAAAUGAUGACUUUGGUUUUGGAAAUGAUGCUUUUGGAAACUCUAACUUGGCUGGAAAUAAGAUUCCUUCAACUCAACCACCAGUGUCCAGUGGGUUCUCUGCUAACUUUGGCGAUGAUUUUGGCUUUGAUUCUAAACCACCAUCAACUCAAACUAGUAAUGGAUUCGGUAAUGACGACUUUGGCUUUGAUUCUAAACCACCAUCAACAACAAAUUCUACCAAACCUCCUUCAUCUCAACCUUCAUCCACCAAGACACCUUCAUUCGAUAAUGAUGAUUUUGGUUUUGACUCAAAACCAUCCAGUGGCGGAUUUGGCAAUGAUGAUUUUGGUUUUGAUUCCAAACCAGCUGCAACAAAUACCACAAAACCAAAGAGUGGAUUUGAUGACUUUGGAUUUGACUCCAAGCCAGCAUCCAACGGAGGCUUUGGAAGCGAUGAUUUUGGAUUCGACAUCAAGCCUGCAAAGACGUCACAGCCAUCCUCUACCAAAACACCAUCUUUUGACAAUGACGAUUUUGGAUUUGGCUCAACAACCACUGCUACCAAAGGCUUUGAUGAUUUUGGAGAUUUUGGAACCAGCACUUCGACAACCAAUGCAAAAUCUACCAAACAAGAUGACUUUGGAUUUGACUCUGACUUUUCGUUUUCUGCAAACAAGACAGCCAAUUCUAGCGAUCCAUGGAACGACUUUGCUCAAACUAAUAGUGUGAUAACCAAAGAAGCUCCAAAGUCAGAAGGUUGGGCAGAUUUUGGCGAUAGUUUUUAA
Messenger RNA from Naegleria lovaniensis, 2556 nucleotides. RefSeq lists its product as uncharacterized. The transcript has a single exon. Lineage: Eukaryota; Heterolobosea; Eutetramitea; Acrasida; Naegleriidae. Gene Ontology annotation, biological process: clathrin-dependent synaptic vesicle endocytosis; endosomal transport. Gene Ontology annotation, cellular component: cytoplasm; presynaptic membrane; plasma membrane. The record is from RefSeq and is a predicted model, not a curated record. Gene Ontology annotation, molecular function: calcium ion binding; protein binding; molecular adaptor activity. Bases 1 to 2556 code for a protein of 851 amino acids.